Molecule: messenger RNA, 2802 nt
Organism: Serinus canaria (Common canary)
Lineage: Eukaryota; Metazoa; Chordata; Aves; Passeriformes; Fringillidae
Exons: 2
Coding region: 127-813 (228 amino acids)
Source: RefSeq, a predicted model, not a curated record
UUCAGCAGCAGCAAUGGUGACAUCUGUUUGGGAGGGGUGUUUUUUGGUUUUUGGUUUUUUGGUUUUGGGUUUUUUCUGAGACAUUGUGUAUUUUCCCCACUAGUAUGGGAAAUCAAAUGGUGGAAUAUGAGGGGGAAAUCUAAUACACAUUGUAAAAUCAAUAGACUUCCAAAAUUAUUUUCCUCCUUUCUGUACAUGUAUUCAGGAAAAGAAUGGGAGCCUGUCUUUUGUCUGCCUGCCUUUGCCAAAGUUCAGCAACAGAUUGUUCUGUUUGCAUUAGGAAAGGAAUUACGAGAGCAGCUCGAGCAGAGACUACAAGGAAUUCAAGAUGUAGGAUUUCACUGCUGUCUGCUGAUGUACAGUGACUGCAUGGAUGGGGAAGCUAAGAAACUGUUUAGAAAGUUCAUUUUUUCCAGGCUGAAACAGUUCCAAGGAACGUGGCUCGGCCGGAAAAGCGCUUGGCUUUGUCUGGGCACCGUCCGCGCUCAUCAGAACCACCACACGGUGACGCUGUCGAGUCGCAAAAGAAGGACACGCACCGAGCCCGACCCCCGGGCAGAGCCAAGCUGGAAACGUCCCUGCUCUCAGAUCAGCUGUGUCAGGUCAAAAAGAUUUCCCCAAUCCUCCCCUUCCAAGAGCACACCCUUCUUCGCACCACACUCAAAGAGCAACACAAUCUCCUUUGCCCUAACGAAGCUCUUCGCUCUCACAGAGUCUGGCCUCAACCUUGAAAACAUCUGGCAAAACCAGAGCUCAGUGAGGAAGCUGAGAAAGCUCUUGCUGCCUGCAACUUCAGUUGCACCCAUCGGUUAACUACAUCACACCUUGCUAUCAGCACUUUCCUUCUCAGCUCUAGGUACCAUCCUAAGCCUUCAGUAUCCCACAGUCAGGACCCAAACAGAAUGCUCACACACUAAAGGUCCUCGGACAAAAAAGUCAGCAGAAGCACCUGGGUCUGAUGGCACACUUCUCAUCCAGCAGAGGCCAGGACUUGGCCAAAUAAAAUAUCCUACAAGCAAGCUUAUUCAUGUCAGUUGUGCACAUUUUCUUAAAAUAAUACAUUUCUUGCAGAUAAUCACACAAGGUUAUGUGAAAGUUUCUAAGCAGCCAGUUUGGUGUGAAACAGCUGGCUGUAGUGUCUCAGUCAUCUAUUUUUAGGUAAAUAAUACUUAUGGUAUUAAGUCACAUAAUGCCCAGGUUGCAUCUUGUAAGUCAGCUCUGGCUGAGGCCUGAGCAUCAGCACAUCUGCGCCACUUGGUUUGUUCAGCCUGGAAAACUGGAGAUUGAAGGGGAGAUCUCAUUGAGGUCUCCAAUAUCCUCUUGAGGGGCAUUGGAGGGGCAGGUACUGAUCUCUUCACUCUCAUGACCAGUAACAAGGCCCAGGGGACUGGCUGGAGCUGUGUCAGGCAGGAUUAGGUGUUAGGUAUCAGAAGGUUCUUACCCCAAAGGCUGGUCAGGCACUGAACAGGCUCCCCAGGCAGUGGUCACAGUACCAAACCUGUCAGUAUUCAAGAACUGUUUGGACAACACUGAGGCACAGGGGCAAUUCUUGGUGUGUCCUCUACAGGGCCAGGAGUUGGACUUUGUGAUCGUGAUGGGUCCUUCAACUCAGGAUAUUGUGAUUCUCUGUGCACUGAAUGAUUAUCUCCAGCUGGUUUGCACUGGCAGUCAGAGCUUGUCUAUAAUUGCUUCCAAUUUAUUUCUGCAGUCAACCCCAGGGCAUUGACAGACUGAUCAAUCACAAAGGGUUUGAGGAAAAUGCCCCUUGUUAGGUGACAGUGUCCAAGGCCAGGUUGGAUGGGGCCCUGAGCAACCUGAUGUAGUGAGUGGCAUCCCUUCCUCUGGGAGAGAUGUGGGAACCAUCUGAUCUUGAAGGACCCUUUCAACCCAAGCCUUUCUGGAAUUCCAUGAAUAUUUUGUGGGUCACUCAGAACAGAUGAGCUCCACCCAACACUGAAAAAGUUGGCCUGCAUUCUAAAAAUAGAUUCCUCAAAAUACCUAUGAGACUUUAAGAUGGUGAAACCCCAGGAAAGAAACCAAACACCUUUUCAAAAUACCUGUAUUUAUUACACAAGUCCAAAGAGUUCACAUACUUCUUUUCCUUCUAGGUCGUCCCAAAUGUGACAAGGGCAAGACAAAAAUGUGUGUAUGUAUCCAAACAAAAGCACAAAAUCAAAUACAAAUCAAAGUCCAAUAAAGGUAUGUUCAUACAAAACUCACAUGGUCUUUAAAUGCAACAGAAGUGGCAUACACAGAUUAACAGGUACAAAAAGACAGAUGCAUAAAACAAAAGCUAGCUUUAUGUUUCUUGUGCCUGAUGAAAUGUAGAACAUCUCACUAGCAGUAACAGGGAGGGAAUACAACACAGCAGUGUUAAUUCAGAUUGCAGCUUUGAUUUACACAAUUUAGAUGGUAACAUUGCAGAAUAUCCUUUCUUUCAUAAAGAAAAAGUAUUUUUUAUUUUUCAUUAAAAAAUACCUUAUAAAAGCUGGAUCUUCUCAACCGUUACUGGAGAGCACUGCUGCUGUCAGUCGGUAUUAGUAUUCACAGCUUGAUUAAUCAAUUGCUAUUCUACAGUUCAGGCUACACCUGCAGUGAUUAUUUCAGUCAGUUCUGAGAGACAGUAACUCCUCUCUUACCUGAUCACCUUUCCAAAGGGCCCUUCAUGGCCAUUCCACAUUUCAGUGCUAAUGCUGACUGCAGCAUUAACACAGCAAGACAGAAAUAAGACAACCAAAGGGGAUUUUUUUAUUCUUCGGAUUUUUUUAAUUUUGCCUUUUUUCCACUUGAGGACGCUUUGGC